CUUUUUUUUUUUUAUUUUUUUAUUUUUUUAUUUUUUACUUCUUGUAUCGUCAGACUCGAGCAGGAUCAGGAAGAAGGAAAACACACAUAUCAAAGCAAUUGCUAAUCAUAAGAAGAGGACGGGAGACAAUUAUACAAUUACAUCUCCAGUGAUGACCAAAGCAGCAAAACCACUCAAGCCUAGUAAGGCUGCAAAACAACAGCGCAGACAAGCAGUCAACUCCAAUCCAUUUGCAGGGUCCUCUCUAUUCGAAAAAUCAGAACAAUAUAUCAAGGAUGCUCCUGACGGCAAACCAUUCGAGGACAUGGCCUAUUUCAUCCUCGCCUUCCUCUUGUUUUUCAUCUGGAGAUUAGCUGUCGCUGUUCAGAGUGGUCAUCAAGGAGCUAUUGGAGUCUGGAGCUUGUUCACAUUCGGAACGAUUACAGUGAUCAACAUCUGGACUUUCUUCUUGGUGAUGGUCUCUGCAAGGAGUCGAGGGGAUAUUGGUAUCCUUAAGAUUCACGAUGGCGAUCUCUGGCGCUUCACGGCUCUCUCUGGAGUUAUUGGUGCCUGGGCUGGAAUUCUUUUAUUCAAGUACAAGGGUGAAGAAAAAUCGUUCAUUUUAAAAGUUCUUGCUGCCACCGCUAUUAACGCCUUAUGGGCAGCAAUUUACAUACGCUACUACUUGGGUUGAAGAAAAGAACCUUUGCAUCAAAGUAUCAUUAUCCGCAUUUUCAUGGCAGUAUCAGUACUUAAUAUGUAAUGGCUAUUUUUUUCUUUCCUUUAUAUAUAUAUAUAUAUUUAAUAUCCGGACAGGGUUCUAUGUUUGAUAAAAGAAACAAUGAAG
Molecule: messenger RNA, 826 nt
Organism: Lobosporangium transversale
Lineage: Eukaryota; Fungi; Mortierellomycota; Mortierellomycetes; Mortierellales; Mortierellaceae
Exons: 3
Coding region: 152-673 (173 amino acids)
Source: RefSeq, a predicted model, not a curated record